CUAGGUGGAUAUCGCGAAAACCGUCUCCACCCCCGACUUGUGCCCGUCAUUCACCUAGGGUUAGGCCUGAAUCUGAAUUGUACCCCAUUCGACUUGGCUCAGCCUAGUUGCGCGAGCCGAAUCGAACACGGGACACCAAAUACCUUUCAGUUCGAGACGGAGGUCCUACAGCACUGGAGAACUUCAACCCGAUCCAUCCCCCUUCGCGAUGGCGAACCGACCUAACUUCAUCGAUCUGAGGGCUAAUUCCUCAGCCUCCGUCGCCAGCGCUUCUUUGCGCCCCCUCAAAUCGCCACGCUUACACGUCGCAGGAGAGGUUCCUCCCGCCUUGUCCCCCCUCGAUGCCUUCGCAGCGCAGAGCCGCUUGCUUGCUAAGCAGCUUGAAGACAGUGCCAAAGCCGGCAGGCGGAUGAGUCGCUUGCCCCCAUUGACCACGGAAAGCCCUUUGAUCGUCCAAGGCCGUUCAGAGUAUUUUCGUUCCAUGUCCUACGACUCUGAAGAUCAACUUGAGUCGCCAAAGCCAAAUGCUGGCCUCGGUCUGACUACAGAGAUAGAAACUCCGCCAGAACGACCCGUUUCGAUGCACCCCCGAAUGAGCCGCAUACCCCCUACACCGGAUCAAUCCAUACCUCUGCCUCCGAACCCAUUCGCAGAAUAUAUGCGGGGCCGGCAGCUUGAACGGCUAGAAGAGGACGGUGGCUUAUAUGGCGCUCGCAGGGAACAAUCACCUGGCAGCUUAGAGAACACAAUUGAGAGAGGACUUAGGCGCAAAUCAAUGGAACAUAUGGACGCUCGAGAUAUUUCGCCUAGCCGUGGCCACUUUCCUCCGUCACCAGAGAAGCUCACCAAAACACCUUCACACGAAUCCGCUGGGUUAGUGCCGCCGAGGCCUCCUCUAUUUCCUAAGCGCUCGUCCAGCAUAAUGUCGGCACCCCUUGAUUCCAAUAGCGAUGAGGCCUUAAGUGCUUCUUUUCACUCGCAACCUGGCCGAAAGUUGUCCUCGAGCAGUGCCUUUUCGGGGCCAGGACUUGCAUCGCCAAUUGCUCAUUACCAGAGAUCCCCCUCGAUUAGUUCUGAGGCUUCUGCGCCGCUGCCUCGACCUUCCUUUAAUUUCUCUCGCCCACUGAGCCGCACAGGCACGCCGGGCUUGGAUGCGCCAUCUCGGCAAGCCUCGUCCGACAGCCAGCCGUCCUUCAUUCUUGCCGACGAUACUGCACACACACCGGUCAGCCUGCAUAGCGAGUCGUUUUCGGAGGGUGGUUUGUUGGAUGAUGGGAGGGGAGGCGCCUCGUCCUAUAUCUACUCUAAGUACUCACUACCUAGGGGUAAGGCAUUGCAACGUAACUCAGUCGUCUUCCACGACGCAGACCCGCCGACCUCCAUCUGGGAACACCCAGUCGCGCCUUCAAGCAAUGUCCAGUCGUUUCCUGGGGCUGAUCAAGCCCCACCAUCACCACCCAGCCGCCCAUCGAGUUCUUCUUCGAGGUUCCAGGAAGCACCGCUUACAGCCGAGCUUCCUCCAGCUCGCCCGUCCAUAGAACGAAGCAAGCUUGCCAAUGAAAUGUCGCCGGAUGGGAGGUCGCCGUCCCCUGGACCGAGUCGCGCAUCGGCUGGGGAUAGACCAUCGGAAGACUUGUCUGGAGGACGUUCCGUGACGCCGCCCCCUCAUGACCAAACCCGCGGACGGACGCCGAUAUCGAUAUCGACAAGCGACUCUGCUAGUACCAUCAAACCAACGAAGCCGCAGCAUCCGCACGCUCCAACCGCAGCCGAAAUGAGCGCAGAGGAGCACCUGGCCAAAGGGAUCAAGUGCCACGAGGAGGGAUCAGUAAAUGAGUCUACCUACCAUCUGCGGCUUGCUGCACGUGCUGGCGAUCCAACAGGGAUGCUUCUAUACGCGCUGGCCUGUAGACAUGGAUGGGGUAUGCGCCCGAACCAACGGGAAGGUGUCGAGUGGUUGCGCAAGGCUGCGGAGGUCGUCAGCGCCGAAAUUGCGGACGACGAAGAUCACGUCAAAGAGGGCAAAUCGGUAGACUUCAUGGAUCGAAAAACGCGUAAAGCCCAAUUUGCUUUAAGCAUCUACGAAUUGGGUGUUAGUCACAUGAACGGCUGGGGGAUCGAGCAGGAUAAAGCACUUGCUCUACGAUGCUUCGAGAUUGCCGGGAGCUGGGGCGACGUCGAUGCUCUUGCAGAGGCGGGCUUCUGCUACGCCCAGGGCAUCGGUUGCAAGAAGGAUCUCAAGAAGAGCGCCAAAUUUUAUCGCAUGGCUGAGGCCAAAGGCAUGAGUAUGCCAGGGAAUAGCUGGAUACACAAAGCAAAGUAUAGCGACGACGUCAGCGACACGAAAUCAAAGCGUCCCCGGAGCAAGUCAAAGAGCAGGGGAAUCUUCAGCAAGAAGUCCUAAGGAAGAGACCGGGUGGGUUUCAGGCCCUUGGUGGGUUUUAUGGUAAUGACUUUACACCAUCGUGACUUUCUCUCGGCGUUUGGCAGCAUCUUUUCGACAGAGACAGCAAAAAAUACCAUUCGAGCAUAACGAGCAGGGGGGUGGGAUCGCAUCCAUUGCUUAUAACUGCCAACUUUACACAUAAUACCCCCGAAACGAAAAACAACUACAACGAAUACCACCUCGUUGCGAUCUGCU
Durotheca rogersii is the source of this 2641-nucleotide messenger RNA. RefSeq lists its product as uncharacterized. The coding region runs from base 209 to 2404 and encodes 731 amino acids. The record is from RefSeq and is a predicted model, not a curated record. NCBI's taxonomy places the organism in Eukaryota, Fungi, Ascomycota, Sordariomycetes, Xylariales, Xylariaceae. The transcript has 3 exons. Gene Ontology annotation, molecular function: protein binding.